AGUUAUCAGUCGCAACCUAUUCAGGCACCAUUUUAUCAACAGUCUACUUCUAAUAUAUCUAUAAAGGAUUAUGAAUAAAGAGAACUACUUUUAUCAAAGUGAUUUUCAGGAUUGGUUCCUACUGGUUCCCUGGAGUAUAAAUCCCACAAUUUUUAUUUAAUGGAAUAAGUUCCCUGAAACAGCAGUGUGGUGAUGAAAUGGCUGAAAGCAGAGAUGAGACUGCAGCAGAGGGCACCCCAUCCAGUGGCCGGUUUACCAUCCGCUCAUUGAUCGGCACAGAGGAGAAUACCAAAUCUCAGUAUGGACAGCAAGAAUCAACUUACGAUACCUUCAACCCUAACAAUCUUACCCAUUCCAAUACUUUUUACAUGCGGACAUUUGGAUAUAAUACUCUUGAUGCCAUCCCAAGCUAUGACCACUAUGCUAAUACUGAAGUGCCAGGAGAAGUGAAAAAAAACAGACCAACUUUAGAGGACCUUCACUCCAUCUUAAAGCACGAUCAUCUGCAGCUUCCAGUGUAUGAAGGCAGUAAUGACACUCCUGAUGGGGACGCUGAGAACGUGGUGGAGAAACCAGCAGGGGAACCUGUCAGAUUUGGGUGGAUAAAAGGCGUAAUGAUCCGCUGUAUGCUGAAUAUAUGGGGAGUAAUUCUUUAUCUCCGACUGCCUUGGAUAACGGCUCAGGCUGGCAUAGCACUCACUUGGGUUAUAAUCCUCAUGUCUGUAACAGUCACCAGCAUCACAGGAUUGUCUAUCUCUGCCAUUUCCACCAAUGGGAAAGUGAAAUCAGGUGGCACCUAUUUCCUUAUAUCUAGAAGUCUGGGACCUGAGCUGGGAGGAUCCAUUGGACUCAUAUUUGCAUUUGCCAAUGCUGUAGCAGUCGCCAUGCAUACUGUUGGUUUUGCAGAGACAGUUCGUGAUCUGAUGCAGGAAAAUGGCGCAACCAUUGUGGAUUCUUCUAAUGACAUAAGAAUUAUUGGCAUCAUUACUGUAACUCUCCUAUUAGGGAUUUCACUAGCAGGCAUGGAGUGGGAGGCUAAGGCUCAGGUUAUUUUCUUCAUUGUGAUUAUGGUGUCGUUUGUAAAUUAUUUGGUUGGGACAGUGAUUCCAGCCACCGAUGAAAAAAAAGCCAAAGGAUUCUUCAGCUAUAAAGCGGACAUCUUUGCUGAAAAUUUUGUCCCUCACUGGAGGGGACCGGACGGCAGCUUCUUUGGAAUGUUCUCCAUUUUCUUUCCAUCAGCCACUGGGAUUCUUGCUGGAGCUAACAUCUCUGGAGAUCUUAAGGACCCAGCUGUGGCUAUUCCUAAAGGCACUCUCAUGGCCAUCUUCUGGACGACCGUCUCUUAUUUGGUUAUAUCUGCCACUAUCGGCUCUUGUGUAGUUCGAGAUGCCUCUGGCAGUCUGAAUGACACUAUUAUGGAGGGAGGCACAAACUGUGUUGGGCUGGCAUGUGAAUAUGGAUGGAACUUCACCAGUUGUGCACUUAAACAGAACUGUAAACAAGGGCUGAUAAAUCAUUACCAGACUAUGAGUAUGGUAUCUGGAUUUGCCCCUCUUGUCACUGCUGGGAUUUUCGGUGCCACUCUGUCAUCAGCUUUAGCUUGUCUUGUCUCGGCCCCUAAAGUAUUUCAGUGUCUUUGUAAAGACCGUCUGUACCCUUUGAUUGGCUUUUUUGGGAAAGGAUAUGGGAAGAACAAUGAGCCAAUUCGGGGAUAUCUCUUAACCUUUCUCAUUGCAAGCGCAUUUAUUCUGAUAGGUGAACUGAACACUAUUGCUCCCAUCAUCUCCAAUUUCUUCCUUUGUUCAUAUGCUUUGAUAAAUUUUAGUUGUUUUCAUGCAUCUAUAACUAAUUCACCAGGCUGGAGACCUUCAUUUAAGUAUUACAGUAAAUGGGCAUCACUGUUUGGAGCAGUAAUAUCUGUCGUCAUCAUGUUCCUCCUGGCCUGGGAGUCUGCUCUUAUUGCUAUUGGCAUUGUCAUCUUUCUGUUGGCAUAUGUCCUGUACAAGAAACCUGAGGCAAACUGGGGUUCCUCUGUACAGGCAGGGUCCUAUAAUAUGGCUCUAUCUUACUGUGUGGGGCUUAACCAAGUGGAGGAUCACAUCAAAAAUUUCAGACCACAGUGUUUAGUCCUGACAGGACCUCCAAAUUUCCGGCCAGCCCUGGUGGACUUUGUAGGAACAUUCACAAAAAAGCAAAGCCUUAUGAUCUGUGGCAACGUAAUCAUUGGCCCACGUAAACAAAAACUCCAAGAGUUGAACUCAGAUGGACAUGUUAAAUGGCUAAAUAAGAGAAAAAUUAGAUCCUUCUAUACAGGAUUAAUUGCGGAUGAUCUACGCAGUGGAGUCCAAAUGCUCAUUCAGGCUUCUGGGCUUGGCCACAUGAAACCAAAUGUCUUGUUUAUAGGAUAUAAGAAGAACUGGCAGUCAUCUCAUCCCAGAAAUGUUGACAGCUAUGUAGGAAUACUGCAUGAUGCUUUUGACUUUAACUGUGGAUUGUGCCUGAUGCGGAUGAAGGAUGGUCUAAACAUGUCCCGUGUCAUGCAAGCUCAUAUAAACCCUGUGUAUCAACAAACGGAGGAACCAAAUCUGAAAACUGGUGCCGAAAAUGGAGCAGAUUGCAUGCCUCAAGAAACAUUGGAUCCAGACGCUGUCACAGUUGAACAACAGGCUAGCACUAUUUUCCAGAUUAACCAAGAAAAGAAGACAGUAGAUAUUUACUGGCUCUUCGAUGAUGGAGGACUGACUCUACUUAUCCCCUACCUUCUGAGCCGCAAAAAGAGAUGGGAGAAAAUUAAAAUCCGUGUUUUUGUGGGAGGACAGAUCAACAGGAUGGAUGAAGACCAAAAAGCGAUGAUCUCUUUGUUGAGUAAGUUCAGAAUUGGAUUUCAUGAGGUGCAUGUUCUACCUGAUAUCAACCAGAAACCACGGCCUGAACAUGUAAAGCGCUUCGAAGAUCUCAUUGCUCCAUAUAUGCUGAGAGACGGCUUCAAAGAUGAGAACCUGGUAAAUGAGAUGAGACGUGACUGUCCAUGGAAGAUAUCAGAUGAGGAAGCCAAGAGGAACAGGACCAAGUCUUUGAGACAAAUCCGACUGAACGAGAUCAUGCUGGAUUACUCUCGGGAUGCUGCAUUGAUCGUUGUAACAAUGCCCAUUGCCAGAAAAGGUAAAUGUCCCAGCUCUCUUUACAUGGCCUGGCUCGAGACCCUGUCACAAGACCUGAGACCACCAGUUCUACUUGUUAGAGGAAACCAAAAGAAUGUGCUAACAAUGUACUGCCAGUAAGAAGAGAUCCAAUACAAAAUACUGUAGAAGAGGCAGACCAGUACUAUGGGAGGAUAAGCAUGCAUUUUUUAUUACCAGUUUCCGGUUCUACCAUAUAGUAUACAUAUUUACAUGAUGUAAAAGAUAAACCAACGAUUACAAUACUAAAACAUACCAUAAUAUCCUCUUUAAAAACAAAAAAAUCUUCCUUUUAUAAUUUAUUAUUGGCAUUUACCAGUACAUGUAUAAUUUUUACUUUUAUAGCAGGGAUUCUUUAUUAGAAAAUGGGGCCCUGGGUAGCAAGCAAAAUAAUGACCCCCUUGGCACUUUUGGGAGAAUUGCCCCACCCCACAAAAACAACACUACAUAUAUAAAUAUAUAAUGUUAGGUGCUCUUGGGCUGCUGUGGAUUGAGAACUUUUGCAUAUUGUAAAGUAGAUAUGACUGGGCAAAAAGCAUUGGCCUAAAAAAACAUUUUUUUAAGGCAUUUAGCUUCCAACAAGUGGCUGUCAUAUAAUAGAUGUUUAACUGUGUUGCCACUCUUAUCCAUGUAGUUUUUUUGGCAAUUAAACAUUAGCCAUUUUUGUGUAAGAGAUCUUGUGACUGGUUGUAAUGCCAUCUAUAAAGAAUAUAACACUUAAAAUAUUUUGAUAUGUUGUUGAGACCCUGACCAUUCAGCAAAACAAGCCAGAAGAAGUGUGCGCUUACAGCGUUCUCUUCCCGCUCUGUCACAUGACUGAGACGGUCUCUGAAUGUAAGUCUAUGGGCCCAUCUCACUCGCAUAGACAUAGAGUUGGGAGAUAAGUGCAUGGCAGCUAAUUUUGCUAGGGUGGCAAAAUCCGCUGCAAAAAAUCUUCAGCAAAAUAUGCAUGUGUGAAUGUACCCUUAAGUGGGAUUCCCAUUCGCAGAGUUUUUUUUUAAAUUUUUUUUUAAAUUUUUUUUUUUUUAAAUGCCCCCUGUGGUACCUACACUUGUUCAGAAAAAAAAAAGUAUCCAUUUACCCUUCAUUGUCAUUUUUCAGCUGAUGAAUUUUGCAUGCACUUCAGUAGACAUAGCUGCACAAAACCACAGCUACUUUUCCGUUUAAGUGUAUGGAGAUCAUGGCAGUCAGGAGUUGGUGAAGAGGUUCUGUGAAUACGGUAUAUCAUUAUGCUUACGUGAUAGAGAGUCGUAAUUAAAAGUAGUUACUCCUCUGUUCACAUAAGAGAACCUAUCCACGUGUCACGAUAAUGUAGUAUGAACCUAGGAGGCCAUGUAAACAUAACCAAAUCAGAACCUAGCAGCGAUUGUAUGGAUCUGCUACUUUUGUUGUCAUUUUUAGGUGACCAAACAUGGCUAUUUUCUUUUUAGUCAAUACACAGAUUAAGUAUAGGACCUAGGUUGCUCCCCAAACUUGGGCUGUCCACACCCUCUGUCACAUUGUGUCAAUUGUCAAAGCACCACCAGUCACAGCCCUUACCCCAAAGUACCAAUAACAGCAACACCCAUACUGAGAUUCCAUAACACCAAAAGUCAGAAUACAGCUGGUAGAAAGUGAAUUGGAUGAGAGGAGGACUGUUUUAGGAGGACUUGUUGUUUGAUAAGUUUUGAAGCAAAUGUGAAUAGUGAGAUGGGAGAAUAACUGAACAAAGAUUAUGAUGGGUUUGGAUGGCUUCUGGUUGUCAUGUUUGGGAUAAGCAAAUUAGAAAGGAUGAGGAUGGGGUGUGAUGUCAUUGGAGCAAGUGUGCAGGCAAUGAUGUGAGAUCCGAGUAGUUUGGAGAACUUUUCAUCAGAAAUGGUGGAGCAGCAAGUUAUCAGUGUAGAGCAGCACUAUGAAGAUAGGUUGCAGGGACGGUCAGUUGACUUUUUUUAGUGUUCUCUAUCUUGUGCUGGAAAUAUGUAGCAAAAUCCUCAGAUGAGAUGAGAAAUUUGGAAUGUGAUACUGAAGUUGGUCAAGCCUUGGCCAUGCAGCAAUACUCUGGUCUCUCCCCGGGGUCAUGAACACAGAGUGCAACAUCCAGGCUAAGAAUAAAACGGCUGACUCAAUAAUAUAUGCAGGUUGAUACCAGAGGCCAUUAUGGAGUUGGUACUGAGGCCCACUGGAGUAUUCUCCAGUACUCUAGAGAGCCCAUACUGAUGGAUGGUAGAUAUUAAACAUUUCCGAUGAACACUAGUACUAAAUAAUGUAAAAAAACAAACAAUAUUUAAGUAUGCCCCAUCAAUUUUCAUUUGUUAUAAAAACUGUGGGUGAAGAGGAUGAGUUGUAGGUUUAAAGCCUUGGGUUGCGUUGAUUGAAGUAUUGAUGCCACUAGCUAAGGACAUUAUCUCCUGAAGAACAGACAGCAGACAACUUUCUCCUGAUCUAAGGAGAGUGUGGAAGAAAAACUAGCUUCUGCCAGACACUUCUGACAACAGAUUUCCUUCUGACGCAACAAAAAAAAAUACAUUCUUAGAGGGAAUCUUCAUCUUUUAUCACUAUUUUUGUCAAUACUCUGUUGCACGUAGAUUUAAAGGGAAUGUAUGAUCAAGAUAGUUUUUUACUGAUCAAAGCCAAAUGCUGAUUUCUCUAAUCUGUUUAUUUUCUGAUUGUAAUUUUUUUACUCUAAUUUUUUUUAGUACAUUAUUAUGGGAAAACCCAUAUUGUUUGAUCUUUCUGCACAACAUUUAGUUAUGCUUUACAGAAAGCCCCAUGAAUAUAAGAAACAAUAGACUGGACCUUAUCCUGUUGACUUCUGUGUGAGAGUUUUUUAGGAAUACUCUGUGACCUGUGCAGAGGUCAUUGUGCAGGGUGAGGGAGAGACAGAGUUGUUACCAUCACCUAUUGUAAAUGGCCUUAUCCCAUCCUAUCUAUACACUAGUAUCAAAUUUGACUGUAAUCAUGCCUGUGAUAAUAACGAUAAGACUGUAGAACUGUUUACUCUAUAGAACAGAAAGUGUCAACUUCUUAAGUGUAAUGGCCAGAAAGAAAACAAAGAUUUCUGGAUUAAUUUAAAAUAUACAUAGUAAAAUGGAAUAUUAGAAAACACACCACCAAAAAUGCUUUUAAAAUAUUUUAAACAUAAAAACUAUUUAUGCAAUACCGAUUUAUGCAAUAUGCCCUUUUCUGGCUACAUGGCAGCCACCACUUAAGGGAGCUUACUAUAUUAUCACUCAGUGCACUAAAUAACAUCCGAUAAAGACCCAUGUUUCAGAAUGUUAUGUUUAAAACAACUCUGUAUUCGAAAAACAGGGCUCUGACCAUUCUAAACAUAUAUGAAGAGGUUAGCCUGCACUAAAGUCUGAACUCAUUAAGAUUAAAAGAACAACACAUUUAUGUUUAAUCCAAAUCAGAGACACUUGGCCUUUAUUUUCUUAGGAGCCAAGAAUUUUGAUCUUACAGAAUUUGGCCAUCCACCUAUUGUAUCUAUUAGACCUUACAUAGAAUGACCCUGAAGAAAAAAAAUGUAGGCAACAUAUAACCAACUAGAGUAGCACUUUCCAAUCUGUCUCCUCCAACAUUCUCCUAUCAAUUAAUCAACAUUUAAGAUUUAUAAACUAUGUGGGAAUAAAAUGUAUCCAGAUGUUUAUAUUUUUACAACUGUGAUCAAAAGUAAAGUUUGGAAUAGAUGCAUAUAUUAAUAAAAUAUUUAUGAAAGAUA
Molecule: messenger RNA, 6876 nt
Organism: Hyla sarda
Lineage: Eukaryota; Metazoa; Chordata; Amphibia; Anura; Hylidae
Gene: SLC12A3
Product: solute carrier family 12 member 3
Exons: 27
Coding region: 198-3281 (1027 amino acids)
Biological process (GO): potassium ion homeostasis; potassium ion import across plasma membrane; cell volume homeostasis
Cellular component (GO): membrane
Molecular function (GO): sodium:potassium:chloride symporter activity
Source: RefSeq, a predicted model, not a curated record